AUGUCUGUUUUUGUUUCUGGUGCAACUGGGUUCAUUGCUCAACAUAUUGUCAAUGAUCUUUUGAAUCAAGGUUAUAAGGUUAUUGGUACUGCAAGAAGCCAAGAAAAGGCUGAUAAAUUGAUUAGACAAUUCGGUAACAAUCCAAACUUGUCCAUGGAGAUAGUUUCUGAUAUCGCUCAAUUGGGUGCAUUUGAUAAGGCUAUUGAAAAGCAUAGCAAUGAUAUUAAGUAUGUAUUACAUACUGCUUCCCCUUUCCACUUUGAUACUAUCGAAUAUGAGAAGGAUCUGUUGAUCCCUGCAGUUAAUGGUACAAAGGGAAUUCUUGAAUCUAUAAAGAAAUAUGCUGCUGAUAAAGUGGAACGUGUAGUUAUUACAUCUUCUUUUGCUUCGGUAGUCAAUGUUGAAGAUCAAGCUAAUUCUAAAAUCGUUCUAACUGAAAAAGACUGGAAUACUGUCUCUUGGGAGGGUGCUCAGAAAGAUGGUAUUUAUGCUUAUUAUGGUUCUAAAGCAUUUGCUGAGAGAGCUGCAUGGGAUUUCUUGAAAGAAAACAGAGACAGUGUUAAAUUUAAACUCACUGCAGUUAACCCUGUUUACGUUUUUGGUCCACAAUUGUUUGAUGAAGAUGUUAAGGCACAACUAAAUACAUCUUGUGAGUUUAUUAACGAAUUGGUUCAUGCUGAUCCAGAAACUAAGAUUGAUGCAAGUGUCGCUGGUAAUUUUAUUGAUGUUCGUGAUGUUUCUAAGGCACAUUUAUUGGCUUUCCAGAAGCAAGAAACUGUCGGUGAAAGGUUAAUUUUGUCAAAUGGCCCAUUUGGUAAGCAGGAUAUUAUAAAUGUUUUAAAUAAAAACUAUCCACAAUUAAAAGGUAAAAUUCCACCAAGCAAUCCAGAUACAGAUGCUAAGAUUGGAAAAAAUGCGUGUGGCGUCAACAAUGAAAAGUCAAAAAGUAUACUAGGUUUCAAAUUUAUGGCAUUCGAAGAAACUGUUUGCGAUACCGUUAACCAAAUCUUGAAGAAAGAAAAUAAAUUUUAA
Messenger RNA from Vanderwaltozyma polyspora DSM 70294, 1032 nucleotides. RefSeq names its product SDR family oxidoreductase. The coding region runs from base 1 to 1032 and encodes 343 amino acids. Gene Ontology annotation, molecular function: oxidoreductase activity, acting on the CH-OH group of donors, NAD or NADP as acceptor. NCBI's taxonomy places the organism in Eukaryota, Fungi, Ascomycota, Saccharomycetes, Saccharomycetales, Saccharomycetaceae. The record is from RefSeq and is a predicted model, not a curated record. The transcript has a single exon.